UGCUGCCCUCCGGGCACACCGAGGACUCCCUUAGCAACAACUCACAGCCGCGUCGAAUAAAGAUACUUCCACCACAGUGAAGACGGAUUAAAACACCGCCGCUUUAUUGCACCGAGUACAGGCGACGCUGCUUUUUUUCUCUCUCUCGUGCGGACGCGGUGCUCCGGUUGUUUCGAUGGGGCUCGAGCACAGCUAGCGAGCUAGCCUGUUUUGGCUAGCCACCCCCCACCCCUCCACCCCUUUCACCGAAGACGAGCGAAGCUGUCCCCCGAAGCAGGGCAACAGUCGUGGGGGGUUCAACCCGAGCGGUAGCAUCGCAGCUCGCUUAACUACCAAGUCAGCUAACCGGUAAUAAGCACGGGAAUGGUGCUCGGGGUCGAUUCCCUGUAUCGACAGAGAAAGGCGAGGGGCGCACGGGUCAGACCACUCGGCUGUGAUAUUUGGACUCGGGCGGUUUUUAACACAAGGAGCGGCUGUUUUCGUGACCGAGCGAGCUAGCUGGCGAGCUAACCGAACGGGAAACGACCCCCCCCCCCCACCGCCUCCUCGGCGUGUUUUCUCCCAGCCGCAGCCAGCACCGAUGUCAGCCGGGGCGAGAGCAGCACGCUGAAAUCAUCCGUUUAAUUAACACCAGGAUAAAGUAAAGCUCGCCAAAGAGGGGAGAAAGAGACGUAUUAUCAAACAGCAUAAACGCUCGAGACAUCGGUGUCGUUAACGUUACUUAACUUUGCUACGUUGAUCUAGAUUGAACAUUUUCAUUUUCCCACUUUGUUUUCGUCGGAAUUUUUGUUGUUGUUUUUUUUUUGUUUUCUUCUCUUCGGAUGCUGGCAUCACAAAUCAAUUGUAACCAUGAUGAUAAUAAGCAGAAAACCAGAGGGCCCGAUAGCAACAGCACGCCACGGUGAUGGUCUGUAUGAUUCCUAUAUGAGGACAGACCACAUCCUUAAGGACGAGGCGGAUACAAACAGUCCGUCUGGGCUGCCCCCCAUGCCCAAACACACAGUUGUCAGCAACAAGACUGUGAUGAGGGAGCAGGUCACUGUGCGAGGCGGCCAGCUAAAGGUCAAGUACCUGUACGAAGACGCCGCCAACAACCGGAAGGUCAACGCCAUAACCACAGCGGCCACUCAGAACAGCGGGACCACGGGCGCGGUGUCCAGUAAACCUACCCCGGGCUCAGGGCUGUCCAAGGAGCACAGUGUAGACAGCACCGAAUCCAGUAAGGGCCCCGGGGAUCCCUGCGGUCCCAACGCAGUUGCGAAUGGAGGGGGCGGCGGAAAGCUGUGUGGCCCCCUCACUCCCGACCAGGCUCUGAGACUGUACCGAUCUCAGCUGACCACCCUGGAGCAGGCGGAGAUCCACUCCUACCCAGACGUCUUCUUCGUGGGACCCAAUGCCAAGAAGAGGCCCGCCGUCGUCGGGGGCAACAACAACUGCGGCUACGAUGACGAGCAGGGUGGAUACAUCCACGUCGCCCAUGACCACCUGGCGUACCGCUACGAGUUCCUCAAGAUCAUUGGUAAAGGUAGCUUUGGCCAGGUGGCGAAGGUGUACGAUCACAAACUGCAGCAGCACCUGGCUCUCAAAAUGGUGCGCAACGAGAAGCGCUUCCACCGGCAGGCGCAGGAGGAGAUCCGCAUCCUGGAGCACCUGCGCAAGCAGGAUCGCAACGGCACCAUGAACGCCGUGCACAUGCUGGAGAACUUCACCUUCCGCAACCACAUCUGCAUGACCUUUGAGCUGCUGAGCAUGAACCUGUACGAGCUCAUCAAGCGCAACAAGUUCCAGGGCUUCAGCUUGCCACUGGUCAGGAAGUUUGCGCACUCCAUCCUGCAGUGCCUGGAGGCCCUGAGCAAGCACCGAAUCAUCCACUGCGAUCUGAAGCCGGAGAACAUCCUGCUGAAACAGCAGGGACGCAGCGGCAUCAAGGUGAUCGACUUUGGAUCCAGCUGCUUCGAGCACCAGCGGGUGUACACGUACAUCCAGUCCCGUUUCUACCGGGCCCCGGAGGUGAUCCUCGGCUCGCGCUACGGCCUCCCCAUCGACAUGUGGAGCUUCGGCUGCAUACUGGCCGAGCUGCUGACCGGCUACCCGCUGUUCCCUGGCGAGGACGAGGGCGACCAGCUGGCCUGCGUCAUGGAGCUGCUGGGCAUGCCUCCGCAGAAGGUCCUGGAGCAGGCCAAAAGGGCCAAGAACUUCAUCAACUCCAAGGGCCACCCCCGCUACUGCGGCGCCAACACCUUGCCCACGGGGGCCACCGUGCUCACGGGGUCCCGCUCUCGCCGCGGCAAGAUGAGGGGCCCCCCGGGGAGCAAGGAGUGGAGCGCUGCACUCAAGGGCUGCGAGGACCCCACCUUUACUGACUUCAUAAAGAAGUGUUUGGACUGGGACCCGUCGUCGCGUCUCACACCGACCCAGGCCCUCAGGCACCCGUGGCUGUAUCGGCGCCUACCCAAGCCCCUCCCCGGGGCCGAGAAGAGCCACGGGCCCCCGGUGAAAAGGCUCCCCGAGCACCACAGCACCUCCUUCCCCUCGAUCCUGGCCAAAGGGGGGCCCGGCUUAAGCAGCACGGCCGUCAACAACAAACUGCGGAGCAACAUGUCGGGCGACUCAGGGGACGCCAUACCUCUUCGCACAGUCCUACCCAAACUUGUCUCUUAAAGAGAGAGAGCCCGGUGAUCUCCUCUCUCCUGCCACCGCGUCCUCCUCUGCACUCCUCGGGAGGAGGCGGAGGGCAGGGCCAGGUGAAGACUAGGUUUUAAAAGUCGUUUGGUUGUUCUUUUAUUUGUUUUCUACUGAGGUGUCGACGCCCCCAGUUGAUGGUUUUAAUAUUAGCUGAGCAGAGAGAAACAGUUUUUAUAUAGAUUUCCUUGAGCGGCUGUGGAAUUUCUGCAUACAGGCGGGACUGAGGUUUGAUUUAGGCGAUGCUUUUAAAUAAAAACCCUCCGGUAUGAGUGGACGGACCGCUUCGUAAAUGAGCAAAUGUUUUGUAACCUGCGUGCGUUCUCACCCGCACCGUCACUCGCCUCACUUCACAACUCUUAACACUGAGAGGACGGCUCCCUUUUCAUGGCAAGUGUUUGAGUGACACUUGAAAAGGGCUACAGAGAUUAUUCUUCUCGUAUUCGAGCUGGCAAAGCAAAGCUUCCUUCAGCUAACGUGAUUUGAAUAGAAGGAAACGAACCGGGCGGUAGUGUGUGGGCCCUGCGCACACUGUACAACAGGAAGGCCUUCACACAGGGUUGGCAUUAUGUAGUGAAGAAGAAGAAGAGGAACCCUCACUCCUCGCUCUUUUACCAGGCCCUCGCUGCGUGCACGUCUGCGACGUUGGCAUGUGCGUGGGCCUCGUGGUGCUCUGCGGGUGGGCGUGUCAAGACGGUGCAGGACCGCGGCCCCUCCCUCGCCCCGACUCCCCGACGUGAGGGAAGAUUCUGGAGGGGGGGGGGGUAGCUCAGACGUCACACUGGACGCUUCACAAACCGAGAAUGCCGCGUACAUCUGGCUCACAUCUCUUCCCGGGGAAUUGGGAGAGAUUUGAGAGGACGGACCAGUGACAAAAGAGGGGUUUUUAUGGUACUGCACACAGACUCGUUUCUCAGGGAGAUAUACUUGAUACAUCCCGUGAUCUUAUAUUGUACUCUGUUCACCUUUCAGUCCGACCACGGAUGAGCGUGCAUGUACUUCCUGUCCGUUGAGAGAAUGCGUCCACUCGUCCAUCUGCAUGCUCCACCAUCUGACCCAGAUUCCCCCCCCCGCCCCAUCAUCAUUCUCUCACUCUUAUGUAGGGCAGGGAACCUCUUAACUCACACAUGUAUAUCGUGAAUUAUGGUGCUGUCCAAAACGCACACAACCACACACACUGGCGUCAGGUGCACGUUUCGUGGACCACACCACUCAAUGAGUUCUUUCUCUUGUCCCUUGUCCCCUAAGUGAAUCUGUCAGGGAUUUCUACUUUUUUUUAUUUUUUUUUUAUAGAAGUGAUUUCUAUUUGCUAUUCAGUCGAAUAUCAGAGGAUGUGAAAGCUGAAAAAGAGAAAGCAGUAUACUGUCAUGUUGUUCCUAGUGGUGUGCGUUAGUAGGAGGGUGUUUGGUGUUCCAGCAUGAAAUCACAACCUGUUAUCAGACUGAGUGACUGAGAAGAGAAACUGUACAGUUACCAAAUGAAGUUGUGAUAGUUUCUUUUCCUAAAGAAAAUAAAAAUGAUUAUUAACUUA
Messenger RNA from Pungitius pungitius (ninespine stickleback), 4213 nucleotides. It is a transcript of the gene dyrk3, whose product is annotated as dual specificity tyrosine phosphorylation regulated kinase 3. Bases 850 to 2661 code for a protein of 603 amino acids. NCBI's taxonomy places the organism in Eukaryota, Metazoa, Chordata, Actinopteri, Perciformes, Gasterosteidae. The transcript has 6 exons. Gene Ontology annotation, biological process: peptidyl-serine phosphorylation; positive regulation of cell cycle G2/M phase transition; cytoplasmic stress granule disassembly. The record is from RefSeq and is a predicted model, not a curated record. Gene Ontology annotation, cellular component: nucleus; cytoplasm; cytoskeleton. Gene Ontology annotation, molecular function: protein serine/threonine/tyrosine kinase activity; protein serine/threonine kinase activity; ATP binding.